This is a messenger RNA of Pleurotus ostreatus (oyster mushroom), 2769 nucleotides long. It is a transcript of the gene SKN7, whose product is annotated as kinase-regulated stress-responsive transcription factor skn7. The transcript is spliced from 10 exons. Bases 1 to 2769 code for a protein of 922 amino acids. NCBI's taxonomy places the organism in Eukaryota, Fungi, Basidiomycota, Agaricomycetes, Agaricales, Pleurotaceae. Gene Ontology annotation, molecular function: sequence-specific DNA binding; DNA-binding transcription factor activity. The record is from RefSeq and is a predicted model, not a curated record. Gene Ontology annotation, biological process: regulation of DNA-templated transcription; phosphorelay signal transduction system.
AUGGACCAGGCUGGACAAUACACCAACAGGCACACGAAUCUCUUCCACUCAUCUCAUCUCCCCCCGCCGUCCGCCCUCCAGCUCCCUCCCCCCUCCUCCUACACCCUGCCACCCUUAUCCAAUCUCUCGCCCCCAGCAGCAAGGUUCCCCCCGCAGCCCCCGCCUCCUCGUACCUCCCACCUACCCACAUACUCAAGCUCGGGCACUGUGCUUCCACCCCUGCCCUCGCCCGCUGGUUCCCUGAACUCGUGGCCAAAUCUUAACAGACAGGAGCAACGCCUUGACUCGGCAGUAAAGCGCGAGUCCUCACAAGCCCAGCAACACACCAUGCCUCCCCCAGAUCACAAGGAUCCAGAGUCCGGCGCAGGAGCCGGCGAGGAUGGCAUGCCAACUACCAGUGAUUUUGUCAAGAAACUGUACAAAAUGCUGGAGGAUCAGUCUUUCCAACAUGUAGUAUCAUGGGGCCCACAGGGCGAUUGUUUCGUGGUCAAGGACAUGAACGAAUUCACGAAAUCCAUACUACCACGAAUGUUCAAGCAUUCCAACUUCGCUAGCUUUGUUCGGCAGCUAAACAAGUACGAUUUCCACAAGGUGAAAAACACAGAUGACAAUCAAUUUGGCGAGCAUAGCUGGAUGUUCCGACAUCCCGACUUUCAUGCCAAUCGCCGCGAUGCGCUCGAGAAUAUCAAGAGAAAGGUCCCAACACAGCGGAAACAAACUAAUCCUUCUACCAACCGACCGCUAUCGUCCACCUCUCCGGGGCCUUAUCCUGGUGCCUCCUCCGCUACCCAGCACCAGGUCGAGUCUCUUCAAGGACAAGUGGAACGCCUAACUCAGUCUCAGGACGAGAUGGCGUCCCGAAUACGAAAUCUCGAGCGCAACUACCAGGAUGUACUAGUGGAAAUGGUCACAUUCCAGAGGAACAUGGCCCAGCAGGACAGCCUUAUGCAAAACCUCAUUCAAUACUUUUUGCAAAUCGAGAAUGGCAAAUCGAAAAAUGCAGCACGCAUCGGUGCGAGCAACGAUCCUACUGGCACGGUAUCCGAUCAGAACCCCUUCCUCCCCACUCAAGAAGCCCAACGAAUGAUGGGUGCCUACCCAGAGUCCGAUGUCGCUCGAGCGACACUCGUACAAAUGAGUCAGAUCUCGAAACGCGCGGAGGUAGCAGGGCUUUCUUUUGGUGCAGACGGAGGGUUGAUGGCUUCAAAUAACAAUGGCAACGGAUCGACCAGGGGACGAGGCAUGGAUAGACCUUCGUCGAGAAUCUGGGCCGCCGCGGCUAAUGCCGGAUUAACGAGGUUUGAUGGCCCAGGCGAGGGUAGCUCCAGCUCUGGAAAGCCGCCGCCCAUUAUGACCAGGCAGGAGGCGCUGGCCCAGAUCGGCGAGUUGCAGGCGCAACGUAGUCGACCUGGCGGAAGUGGAGGCGGAGGCGACCAACGGGCCUUUGGGUCGUUCAAUAUGGGCGCGUCGACGUCGACGUCGAAUAUGUUCAACACCUCUUCCCCUGAAGAAGACAGCAUGGAUGAAGAAGUCGUUAUGCCUUCGCAAUCGACUACGGACCUCCGGGCGGCCGAAGAGAGUCCUCCCAGUCGGUCCAGUACAGCGAGUGCUUCUCGGUCUACUGGGAUACCUAUCAUUGGCGCGUGGGGUCCUGGCCAGACGCCUGACGGCAACGAAACAAGCCCUGGAUCACACCAAGGCCUGCAGGUGUAUACUGUGGGUCACUUAAUGCCAAAGAGCAAUGUCGAGGACACGAACGGGAAUUGGUCUUUUGAUGCCAACAGCCUCUCCAUGCUCUCCGGAUUCCCUGGACUAAUACCCCAGGGCCCAGGGCAGGCUGGAACGCAGGGCCAAGAUGGAGACAACCCGGGUGGCUUUGGAUCUGAACGGGCGUACACGGACUCCGCUGGUACCAGUCCAGGAAGUUCCUCAAGCCAAACGGCGUCUUCCCCAGGGUCCAGCAAGAAGCAGAAGCUCACUGUCAGACGUUCGACGUUCGUUCCAGGAUGGGCCGUGCCUCCCCGUGUUCUACUCGUCGACGACGAUGCUGUUAGUCGUAAACUCAGCAGUAAGUUCCUGCAGGUGUUUGGCUGCACCAUCGACGUUGCUAUGGACGGCGUCGCGGCGGUGAACAAAAUGAAUUUAGAGAAGUAUGAUCUAGUUCUAAUGGACAUUGUAAUGCCGAAGCUGGAUGGGGUGUCUGCGACCUCCCUCAUUCGCAAAUUCGACCAUAUGACACCUAUUAUAUCAAUGACCAGUAAUUCAAAGCCCAACGAUAUAAUGACAUACUAUUCCUCCGGCAUGAAUGAUAUUCUACCGAAACCCUUCACUAAGGAAGGUCUAUUAGACAUGCUCGAGAAACAUCUUAUGCACCUCAAGGUCAUUCAACAAAUGGCCCGUAUCCCUCGUUCGCUAGGCAUACCUCCUCUCUCGGAUACUGGCUUCGAACAAGCACUAACGUCGCAAGCUGCUGUCAUGUCGGCUCCCAGCAAUGACGGUAGCGCCACCGACAACACCCUCAACAACGUCGGCUUCUCUGGCAUUGGCGAGGAUGAUGGACGGUUGAAUCCCCUUGCCGGGAUGGGCCUGACCGAUGAGCAGUAUAACGCGAUCCUGCAGAAUCUCGUUAACGGAGAAAGCUUCUCCGGCGCCAUCGGCUUGAACCUUGGUAUGUCCAUGGGCGAAUCCAGCGGAGGAGAAAAGCGUUCGCUGGACGACCCCAGCGAUUCACGAGCAGGCAAACGAAGUCGCUUCGAAGUCGUGGAAUAA